GUGGGGCGGACGCGGCGAUGGUGCGUGGAGGGGGGCGCCGCCCGCCGCCGGCCCCUGCCCUCUAGCCGUCGACGAGCACUGUCAGGGCCCGGCCACCGGAACGCUCGCGGACUGCCGCGCGCUGCUCAUGCGGUGGCGCGCUCGCCAGCUAGACGGUGCAGCCGCUCAGACAUGAGCAGCCGGUCUGGGUCCGGCCGCGCCACAUGGAGCUCAUCCGGGUCGUCGUCAUCGGCGCUCCGCAGGUUGGGAAGUCCACCAUCGUCAAGCAGUUCGUGCAGAGCGCGGCGCCGGGGCGGCCGCAGUGCGCGCUCUCGGACGGCUGCCCGCGCCACACCUACUUCCCGGCCGUACUGCUGAACAGCCAGCUGUUCGCCUUCCGGCUGCACGACGUGGCCAGCGUGCGGCGCUUCCCAGCCGGCUCUGAGCAGGAGUGGAGCUCGUGCCGCGCGCUCGGCCUGCGCAGCGCCGCCGCCUACGUGCUCGUGUUCGACCUCACGUGCCCAGAGUCGUUCCGCUACAUCCGCACCAUCCGCGACCAGAUGCUCGAGUCGCGCGACAUGCAGCGCGUGCCCGUCAUCGUGGUGGGCAACAAGCGCGACAAGGUGGCGGCGCACGGCGCGCGCGGCUGCCGCGACGCCUCCGCCACCGUGCGCAAACACUGGAAGUGGCCGUACGUCGAGUGCUCGGCCAAGUUCAACUACCGCGUGCUGCAGGUGUUCCGCGAGCUGACGAUGGCGCUGGACGCGCUGCGGCAGGAGGAGGCGCCGCCGACGGAGGCCGAGGCGGCGGCGCGGUCGGAGCAAGCGGCGCGGUGCCGCCACUGCACCAUCCAGUAGGGCGGCGGCCGGCCUGCUCGCUCGUGCCCAGCGGGGCCGCACAAUCCCUUUUUUAUCUGUGUUGGCGCGGGCGCGUUAGCGCUCGCCGAUGUGACGAAACCAUGUACAAGACGAGGAAGUGCAAAUGCUCUCGUGAGUGGAACCCACUUCUGGGAGGAGGAUGCUGGAUGGAUGACGAUCGCGCAAUAAGCUCCGGUCUGGCGGAGAGUGUGCCGGCCUGAUCAGGUGCGCACGGCUGAGGGCAGCGUGCCGGCCGGGGUGCCCGCCCCCCGACCCUGUCUUUCACUGGCCUCACCCGCCGCGCG
This is a messenger RNA of Pollicipes pollicipes, 1141 nucleotides long. Its product is annotated as ras-like protein family member 10B. Gene Ontology annotation, molecular function: GTP binding; GTPase activity. The record is from RefSeq and is a predicted model, not a curated record. The transcript has 3 exons. The coding region runs from base 204 to 836 and encodes 210 amino acids. Lineage: Eukaryota; Metazoa; Arthropoda; Thecostraca; Pollicipedomorpha; Pollicipedidae.